Equus quagga is the source of this 941-nucleotide messenger RNA. It is a transcript of the gene G0S2, whose product is annotated as G0/G1 switch 2. The transcript is spliced from 2 exons. Lineage: Eukaryota; Metazoa; Chordata; Mammalia; Perissodactyla; Equidae. Gene Ontology annotation, biological process: positive regulation of extrinsic apoptotic signaling pathway. Gene Ontology annotation, cellular component: mitochondrion. The coding region runs from base 251 to 547 and encodes 98 amino acids. The record is from RefSeq and is a predicted model, not a curated record.
GCCAAGGGAACCCAGGAGGCGGGUCUCGUAGAAAAGAUAUAAGCGGCCCCGGGACGCUGACAAGCUGCCAGCUGCGGAGUCUCCAUCUGGAAGAGCCGCGGCUGCCGAGGAGGAGAACGCAGAGCCUGGCCCGACCGACGGACGCGCCGACCGCCGCUGCGCCGCCGCCCCCAGCUCGCGCUGCCUCCUGCUCGCGCCGAAGCACGAAGGUCACUCCCGCCCCGGACAGCCUAGAGAGCCCAGAACCGAGAUGGAAACGGUCCAGGAGCUGAUUCCUCUGGCCAAGGAGAUGAUGGCCCAGAAGCCCAACCGGAAGCUGUUAAAGCUGUACGUGCUGGGCAGCGUCCUGGCUUUCUUCGGUGUGGUGCUAGGCCUGGUGGAGACUGUGUGCAGCCCCUUCACGGCCUCCAGCCGCCUGCGGGAGGAGGAGGCAGCUGUGGCCGAGCUGCAGGCCGCCCGUGAGCGAAAGGCCCUCCAGACACAAGCCCUGCUGGAGAAAGGCAAGCAGCAGGAGGCCAUCCUCCGCAACCGGCAGCAUGGCUCCUAAGAACCCGGGGAGACCAGCAGAGGGAGGGGGAGAGAGAGACUGAGCUAGGGACAGAGACAGAGAGAGAGGGCAAGCGAGCGCAGGUCAGGCUCAAGUGGGAGACAGCAGGAGUCCUGUGCUGUUUGGACUUCCUUCUGAGAAGCCACUGACUUCUAGAACUGAACUACCACACAGAUCCACGAAAGGAGUUUGGGGUUGAGUUUUGCUGCUGUGAGACACUACAGAAAGAUAUGUCCAAAACUAUGUAUCUUUAAGCUAUCUGAGUGCAUCUACCAUUUUGCACUGGGGCAGAGGGAGGGGAAUGCUUUUUAUAUUAAUAUUAUUAUUGUUAUUAUUAUUAUUAUUACAAUGACCACCAUUUUGCAUUUUGAAAUAAAAAACGUUUUAUACUGUA